Messenger RNA from Eurytemora carolleeae, 3474 nucleotides. Its product is annotated as tenascin-N. Lineage: Eukaryota; Metazoa; Arthropoda; Copepoda; Calanoida; Temoridae. The coding region runs from base 258 to 2645 and encodes 795 amino acids. Gene Ontology annotation, molecular function: protein binding. The transcript is spliced from 5 exons. The record is from RefSeq and is a predicted model, not a curated record.
GGUCCCAAAGCGUUUAGUUCGCCGUAGAGUGUGGACAGUGUUGUGUGAGCCAAUACGAACAGUACAAGUGUACUUUAUAAUAUACUGUCAGAGAACACAGCAUAUUAGUAAUAUUCAAGUGUUUAACAAGUGCUUCAAUAUCUACAAAUCAUUAAUCCAAAGGUUGGAUACCGGAGCUAAAUCCUGCAGGAGUUUAAACCCUACUCCGUGGAUCUAUGUGUUCCACCUAUAUGGAGUGAAUCCGAAGUGUGUACAGGAUGAAGAUCAACAUGCUGUUGUUGUGUCUACUCGGAGUAGUGUCCCAGGUCAGCUCUCAGUGUUCCCAACCUAGCUUCAAGGAUGAUUCUAUUAGCAGGGUUGAGGCAGGGUUUAAAACUAUCCGGAAACGAGGAAAAAUUACUUUUGAUUACAGAAAGAUUGAAGUUAUCUACUCUCCGUUCUUGAUGGUGAAUGAUCCAAACUGCAUUGAGGAGAGUCAACUGAACCUUGAGGUUAAAUCUGGCUCCGGAGACUGGAUUGCAAUGGAAGAUACUCCAGUUGCUCUAGGUGGAGGAAAGUAUAGAUGGACAAUAGAUGCAGUUCCCUGCAAGGAUCAUCUCAUCAAGUUCUGGGUAAACGGACCCGGAGGACAAGCCGCCCUGGAGUAUUCUGAACCCAUCCUUGCCGCUUCAGAGCUAGAUAUCAUCGAAUCUAAGUUUACUCCGGAGAAACCUAAAGGACUGAAGAUCUCUCAUCUCGGAGAAAACUCUGUUGAAGUGUCCUGGGAACCUGCAGACUGUGCAACAUCAUAUGAUAUCAGUUAUGGUAAAAUUAUCUCUGGAGAGAGGAAAACCAAGAUUGUUCCUGCGUCUCAGGGAAGCCAUAUUAUUCUCUCCGAAGGGAUUGAACCCUGCACAGAGUACUCAAUUAACAUAUUCUCAGUAGUAGGAGAGGAAGAGUAUAGCGCUGAUGAAGCAUCUGAAACAUUUACAACCCCUCCUGAUGCAUCUUCUGCUUCCUCCCUGGAACCUGAGAUUACAAGAGAAACGAACUCCAUGUCCGCCAAGUGGAGACCCUUCGACAAGCUCUCCUGUGUCGACAAGUACGCUGUAUCCGUUUGCAAGGAGAAGGAAGACUGCAUGGAAACCCAGGAGGUCGAGAAGAAUGAUGCUCUGGACUAUCUCAAGUAUGAAACUGCCAAUCUUGAUCACUGUUCUCCUUACACUCUCCAGAUCCAACCUCUUUACGGAGAAAAGAGCCUUGCUCCCAAAAUUGUAGAUUUCCGAACCUUAUCUCCUCCUGCUGAAGGUAUCUCUGAGAGUCUGCUCCCUGUAUCUGCUAAGGCUGGAGAAGGACAGAAAAUCUAUGUGAGCUGGUCUGCGGUCCAAUGUGCUGAAUACUACGAGGUAUUCCAGAAAGUGAACUCAGUCGGAGGAGACUGGGAAUCUGUGAUGAAGACGACUGAGAGCAGUGUCAAGCUGAGCGGAGUUCCUUGUACAGAAUACAGAUACGGAGUUCAGGUCACUAUUGACGGAGCCAAGAGUGAGGUUAUGGAGUUCCCAGAUGCAGUGAUGACCCAGCUGGAUGAUUCCGCUCCGUUUGUUGCUCCCAACCUUGAGAUUGAACCUAUGACUGACGGUGCUGUGCUGACCUGGGACCACGGAGCCUGUAUCUCCAGUUAUAUUGUGAAAGCCUGUUCUAUCCACAGCGACCACAACGACGUGAUGUGUGAGGAGGAAACUAUUAUGAGGGAUUCAACUGUUCACAAUGUUACUCACGAGAUACACAACCUUAAACCCUGUCAUGCCUACACCCUGGAGAUUCUUCCCCAGAUCUCAGGAGCUUCCUUCGACCCUGAUACAACCGAGUUUAAGACAGCUUUCCCAGCUCCUUCUCCUCCUACUGAGUUCUCAGCUGAGUACAAGAAAUCCAGUAACAAGGUUGAGCUUGAGUGGAGUGAGGUUGAGUGCGCUAGCGGAUACAAAAUUAUCCAGAUGAUUGGAAACUCGGAAACUACAACAGCUUGGGAGACAGAUAACCCUAGACAGCUCUUCACAACCCUGGAGAGUCCUGAACCAUGCGUAACCUACAGUUAUGGUGUAUCCGCCGUAAUAGGAGGAGAGGAAAGUGAACCAACUGCCUGGGAAGAGUUCAAAAUACCACCACGAGGUGGCUCUGCACAUCAACCCAAACUUACAGUCAUAGAUAACAAGAACGAUACUAUCAACCUGGUUAUCAACCAGUCCCCUACCAACAACAAGUGUGAGAUUGAAAUUUACGAGAUCAGAUUCUCCAGUUUGAAGCAGGAAGAGCUACAGUUAAAGGAGAUCCUACCAGAGAACACAGAGAACGGAAAGAUCUCCUUAAACUUCCCUGGAGCAUCAGGACCCGGAUUGAACCUGGAAGGACGGAUAAAGUUUACAGGAUUUGAAGCUUUCAGUACCUGGAUCCAGUCUAGUGAUCCAUCGAUCCAGUCCCCCGAACCCUUGACAGGCAGCAGCAUGCUAGUGCCCAUCAUCAUCGGCAUCCUGGUCGGUAUUGUCGUCAUCGUCGUCGUCGUCUUCUUCGUGGUUAAGCGGAAACGGAACCAGAACAAAUACGACGCCGAGAAGGCUGUAGCAAGCAAGGAUGAAACCCAGAAACUGAAUGAGAGCCCUGAUGUUUAGAUCUCAACCAGUCAUUUAUUCAUUCAUUCAGAGCCUGCAUAUAUACACAGUGUGUCCCAGUGAUAAUCUACACAGUGCCAAAUAUUUGGCAAUUUGCAAACUCUGGGACAGGGUCCAAACAUUAGAUAAAUAAAACAUUGCAAUGUUCUCUUUGAAGUCAUGGUUCGCGCCAUAUUGCUGUAGCUGUGAAAUGCACGAUUCUCUACGUUGUGCGCAUGCGCAGUUGUGCUAACGUUUAUUAGCAUAUUUUUGCUUGAACAAUUAACGCAGCACGCUCGUAUAAAUUUCGUUUUUGUGAAGAAAUUAAGGCAGGCGUAGGUUACCCUAACCGGAAACGAGGGAUGUUUCAAACCGGAAGUCACGUGUGAUCUACAAGAUUCGGGUUAUAUGAAAAUUGCAGAGAAGUUUUUGUCGUCUCUACCAAACCACAGUUGAUGUUGUAAACCCGAGAAUUCGCAGAACAAUUUUUCAAACUUGAAGCUAGCAGUGUUAAAGCACCCCUGGAUGCAAACAAUAUUUAUUGUUCAAUUAGAUAAAACAAAUGAUAAUCGAUAUAAAGCCAUUUUCCCUCAAAUAAAUCAAGAUACUUUUGUUGCUGUAACACAUAAAAUAUGUACAUCAAAGUUUUUCUUCAUGAGUUCGUACCUUAAUCUCGUUCAAUAUCCGUCCUGACCGGGUUCAGGACGGAUUAAUCCUCAUCUCCAGGUCUACCGCGGAACUGAAGAAUUAUUAUUUUGUUUGUUAUUGUUUAUCCGGUUCAUCUUUCAAUCAAUGUCGAGGUUUGUAAAAUAUGUAAUAUUUAAUAUAAUAAUAAACAUUUUCUAUAGUA